Maudiozyma barnettii is the source of this 2007-nucleotide messenger RNA. RefSeq names its product cyclin-dependent serine/threonine protein kinase SGV1 (gene SGV1). The transcript has a single exon. Bases 1 to 2007 code for a protein of 668 amino acids. Gene Ontology annotation, biological process: protein phosphorylation. Gene Ontology annotation, cellular component: nucleus. Lineage: Eukaryota; Fungi; Ascomycota; Saccharomycetes; Saccharomycetales; Saccharomycetaceae. Gene Ontology annotation, molecular function: cyclin-dependent protein serine/threonine kinase activity; ATP binding. The record is from RefSeq and is a predicted model, not a curated record.
AUGAGUGAUCACAGGGCAACGACUAGUAACUCAGCUGUUGGGAAGCAGAGUGCGGCUCAAACUGCAACUCCCAGAAAGUAUAUGAUUGGGAAGAUGAAACAAAUAUGUUCUGUAGUAACAGAUCCAAGAACUGGUUUACAAUCCAUUGAUUUGAAGAAAAGACCAGACGAAAAAGUAUAUGGUGUUACGAAGUUCUUAAAUCAUUAUCAGGUGGAAAAGAAACUGGGUCAAGGUACGUUUGGUUCCGUUUAUCUAGGAAGCCAUCUAGAGACUCAAAGACAAGUGGCUAUGAAGAGAAUUUUGAUUAACGAGGAGAAUGAUUUAUUCCCUAUCACUGCCCAAAGAGAGAUUACUAUUCUAAAGAAACUAGAUCAUAAGAAUAUUAUUAAACUAAUCGAAAUGGUAUUUGAUUCACCUCCAGAAUCACAUUCUGAUGAUGGAGUUGCCACUAGGGAUUCAAAUCCUCUUAACCCUACUGCUAAGGCUAAUAAUAAAUUCUUCUACAUGAUUCUACCAUAUAUGGUCUCUGAUUUGGCCGGUAUAUUACAUAACCCUAGAAUAAGUUUAUCGAUGCCUGAAAUUAAGAAUAUUAUGUUACAGUUACUAGAAGGGGUCAACUAUCUACAUUGCACCAAAUAUAUGCAUAGAGAUAUUAAGACAGCAAAUAUUUUAAUCGACCAUAAUGGUACUAUUAAGCUUGCUGAUUUUGGGUUAGCAAGAUUGUACUAUGGUUCGCCACCAAAUUUGAAAUUCCCAGGUAGUGCAGGAACUGGUGCUAAAUAUACAUCUGUAGUAGUGACUAGAUGGUAUAGAGCUCCCGAAUUGGUUCUAGGUGAAAAGCAUUACACUACGGCGGUAGAUAUUUGGGGUGUUGGUUGUGUCUUUGCCGAAUUCUUCGAAAAGAAACCUAUUUUACAAGGUACAACAGAUAUAGAUCAAGGACAUGUUAUCUUUAAACUAAUGGGGACACCGACAGAAGAAGAUUGGAAAUUGGCUAGAUAUUUACCAGGGGCAGAGUUGACGAAGGCCGUAUAUAAGAGCACAUUAAAUGAACGAUUUGGCAAAUAUCUUGAUGAUACUGGAUUGCAAUUCCUAGCCAAAUUAUUAGCAUUAGAUCCAUAUAAGAGAUAUACUGCGAUGGCUGCGAUGCAAGAUGAUUUUUUCAAGAAGGAACCAUUACCAGCGGCUCGUUUGGAAUUAUUGUGUGAAGAGAGUCAUGAAUCUGAUAUCAAACGUUAUAAGGAAGAAAUGCAUCAAAAUAUGUCUCAGAGAGCACCAACUGCUCCUAGGGGUCAUGUGAACGAUGUAGAUUCCAUAUCAAAGAGUCAAUAUGACAGAUCACGUAACAACAAUAAACUUCCACUGAAAAGGAUUCCACCAUCGGGACCUGCUAAAAAAACACCAAAUCAUAUGGGAGAAAACAAAGAAGUUGUCAUUGAAGAUAAUUCAGUUGCAAAGAAACCUUCGAGGUAUAACACAACAAAAAUGGAUAAGGGGGUCAGUUCACUGCCGCCUAGACCUAAUAAGAUGCCCCUACCAGAAGUUCACCAAACAGCGUCGCGGUUUAAUAAAAUCCCAACUAACGUUAACACAAACGAACAAUAUAAUAUUAAUGAUCGAAACAAUGGUAACACAGGAUAUAACUCUAGAACCAAUAAUAAUACUCGUAAUGUUGAAAGAUACAAUCAAAAUAAUUAUAAUGAUUAUAAUCAGAAUUCUGGGUGGUACGACAAAGAGACUAAUGCCAGAUCAAUCAGCUUCAACCAAUCGAGGUAUCAACGUGCUAAUAAUAACAAUAACAAUAAUAAGAAAAGUAAAAUAAUAGAGACAAAUAAAUCAUUAGAAAUGAAAACAAACAGUCAAAUUGAACAAAACAAGAACACUGUGAACUAUACGCGUAGGAAUAGUAGUCAUGGUAAAAGAUAUGAAAAAAGACAACGAGAUGAUUAUGAUUAUGAUAAUGGGAAUGACGACAAUCAAGGGAAAGAUAUUUCUGAUUUGUACUAA